Molecule: messenger RNA, 1947 nt
Organism: Spodoptera littoralis (African cotton leafworm)
Lineage: Eukaryota; Metazoa; Arthropoda; Insecta; Lepidoptera; Noctuidae
Source: the annotation of a GenBank genome assembly
AUGCGCGCCCUUUGUUAUUUGACGUUUCUAUUUUUCAUAUUUAAAAAUGGAUGUGCUCAAGACGUUUAUGAAGAAUUAUUGAAUGAAGAAGUGUUGAAAUUAAUACAAUUGUGUGAAGUUUGUACGUGCAGUGAAAUUCCGGAUAUCGAUAGGACUCACAUAGUGUUGUAUGUUCAGUGUUCAGAGUUUGAUAGGAUCGGUAAUGUUGCUGACCUAGACAAGAUCGCUUGGCCAUUGAAUCCGAACGGAUUGAAAAUAUCGGCAACGUUCGAUGGACUGGGAUUGUCAACAUUGGGCAAAUUGCCGCCAAAUUCACAAGUCGAAACGCUAAAGUUUACCAACAACGCCAUAAAAGCGUACUGGCCAGAUCCGUUCAGUGACGUUCCAAAUUUGAAAAUACUGUCAUUCUCGCACAACGAACUGACGGAGAUCACGCCAGACCUAUUCACAAACAUAGAAGGAUUGGAAGAUCUUGAUCUGUCGCAUAAUAAACUGUCAGAAUUUAAUACUUUAGAUUUCAAACAUUUACGACAUGUGAAGAAAUUAAGUUUGUCGAGCAAUAAUUUGAAGAAGAUUCCCUUGGAUGCUCUGCAGCCUAUGACGUCACUUGAAGAGCUGGACGUCAGUAAGAAUGGAAUCUUUGACUUGUUGCUGCAAAGAAAUGAUGUUGAGAAUCUAGCUCGGUUAAAGAGAUUGAAUCUUAAUGACAAUAGAAUUAGAUCCAUAACGAAGGAUUCCUUCCCCGCCAAUAACAGCCUAGAGCUAUUGGACUUAUCAAACAACAUCAUAGAAAUAGUGGAAGAAGAAUCCUUCCUAACCUGCACGAAUUUAAGAGAAUUGAACCUUGCGCAGAACAAUAUAACGCUGCUUUUCGCUUUGCCGCCGACGUUGCAGAUUGCUAUACUUAAAGUGAAUACUUUAUUCCAUUGGCCUAAGUUCCCUAAUGGUAUAAAGUACAUAGAUCUCUCAUAUAAUAGGCUAUCAGAGUUAUAUGAUGAGAAUUCGGUCAAUUUUGACAGUUUGGAGGUUUUAAACAUCGGAGGAAACCAAAUAAAAGAACUGACAAUAGAAAAGAAACUACCAAGCUUAUACAUCCUAGACUUAUCUUACAACCUCAUUACAGAAAUACCAAAGACAAUAAGCACACAAUUUUUCCCUAAUUUAGAGGAGCUUCAUUUAGAUGGCAACCCCAUAGAGGCGGUUUAUUUUAAAAAUAUAAUUGCAGUAAAGAGUUUGUAUAUGAAUGAGAUGAAGGCUCUGAGUGUUGUCGAUGAGAAGGCGUUCAGUAACGUGGUUGGUCGAGCCGCAGAUGAGACGGAGAAUGAAUUGAACUGUUUCUCUCUCUAUCUCUCUAGUUGUUCCUCAUUGGUUGAAAUUAAGCCGGGAGCUUUUGAUGGGACGUCGUUGUGUAUGCUGGACAUAAGCAAGAACAACUUAACGUAUCUACCAAAGACUUUAGUGGAAUGGUCGUCAGUGAGCGAGGGUGUGAACCUGCAACACAAUCCAUGGGACUGUACCUGCGACAUGCAGUGGGUGGUUGAUGAUCUACUGCCACAGAUGUACGCUAUGAACCAGUCGCAUCUGCUGGCUGAACUUAGGUGUGGCAGUCCUCGUGCCUUCGAAGGUCUCCGGCUGGUGCACUGGUACAACUGGACGGAGCGCGCCAUGUGCAGUGAGCAAUAUUCACGGAGUGGGAUGCAUGGGAACUACAUGUUGGAACCAUCAACGGAAAACAAUCUACAGAAAUUCAGCUCCUUAACUAUAAUCUUAGGAGCGUGUAUCAUAGUAACGUUACUGAUAGCGAUAGCGCUGGCAGUGUAUUUGGUGAAGACACGCAAACAAUACCGCGUGCGUCGCGCCGCCAUGCGCAGGAAGCGACAGAGCGCCGCCGACAUCAGCAAUGGACAUAAAGAACAGUUCACUAACUUGAAUACUAGUAAAGUAUAA